GCCAAGCUGAGCUGUCAUUCAUCAUAGAAUGCGCCCUGUUGGUAAGACGCUGGUGUUUGCUUGGUAUAAAACGCAUUGGUUCACUUGCCAACAAGCGCCAGCAAGUAUCGGACCAUUGUUACUCAACCAGCGCUCACUAAAUCCACCAUGAAGCUCAUCAUCUUAGUUGCUCUGAUCGCCUUCGCAGCUGCUGACAACGCCUACAAAACUGGCAAAACAUACGAAGACCCGGUUGUAACAUACCCGCCAAGACCUUACAGCUUUGGUUAUGACGUCAAAGAUAAGGAUUCCUACGCUGAUUUUGUCCACUCGGAGAGCAGCGACGCCAAGGUGACCACCGGUUCUUACCGUGUCGAGCUCCCAGACGGACGCACACAAAUCGUUUCGUACAGGGCCGAUGAUGGUGGAUACACUGCCGAUGUUAAAUACGAAGGCGAAGCUCAGUAUCCUGAAUACAAGGAGCCUGAGGCUCCAGCUGCUUCUUACCGGGCUCCAGUUGCAAAAACCCAGAAUUACUAGGCACCUGUCGUUCUCAUAUUUGUUCCAAACUGUACCCUGACUCAAUUAACAUUGUGAAUGAAAACAUAUUCGUUGACAAAAAUGUAAUAAAAAUGUACAAAAACUCAAA
Daphnia magna is the source of this 628-nucleotide messenger RNA. Its product is annotated as pro-resilin. Gene Ontology annotation, cellular component: extracellular matrix. The coding region runs from base 148 to 519 and encodes 123 amino acids. Lineage: Eukaryota; Metazoa; Arthropoda; Branchiopoda; Diplostraca; Daphniidae. The record is from RefSeq and is a predicted model, not a curated record. The transcript is spliced from 3 exons.